This is a messenger RNA of Oncorhynchus gorbuscha (pink salmon), 4956 nucleotides long. Its product is annotated as regulator of nonsense transcripts 1-like. Gene Ontology annotation, biological process: nuclear-transcribed mRNA catabolic process, nonsense-mediated decay. Gene Ontology annotation, cellular component: cytoplasm. Lineage: Eukaryota; Metazoa; Chordata; Actinopteri; Salmoniformes; Salmonidae. Gene Ontology annotation, molecular function: zinc ion binding; hydrolase activity; RNA helicase activity. Bases 221 to 3529 code for a protein of 1102 amino acids. The record is from RefSeq and is a predicted model, not a curated record. The transcript is spliced from 24 exons.
UGUGGCUAGGAAGUUCGUCACUGUUUGGUGUUGAAGUUCAGGCGCCUCGAGUUGUUUUCGGUUUAAUUUCUGGUGCAGUUAGAAUUUUGUUUAGGUUCAAAUCAGACUCGAAGCAGAAACGGUGAUCACAGAUAUCAGCAUUGAUAAACAUAUCACUGAAGAUCUUGAUCAUAUUCAUCGCCGCAUCGGAGUCCGUUUAGGACGCGCAACUUGUGUCGAGAUGAGUGUGGAAGCGUACGGGCCGAGUUCUCAAACGCUCACCUUCCUGGACACUGAAGAAGCGGAGCUACUUGGAGCAGAUACCCAGGGCUCGGAGUACGAGUUUACCGAUUUUACCCUACCUAGCCAGACACAAACUCAAGGCCACACCCAGAGUCAGCUGGACAAUCAGGUGAAUGGUCCUAAUGAAGGGCUUCACAAUGGAGGGGUUGAUGAUGUUGCCAAGGCGAGCCAAAUUCUCUCUGAGUUGAACUUUGAGGAGGAUGAAGAGGACACCUAUUACACUAAAGACCUCCCACUGCAUGCCUGCAGUUACUGUGGCAUCCAUGAUCCUGCGUGUGUGGUGUACUGCAACACAAGCAAGAAGUGGUUCUGCAAUGGACGUGGCAAUACAUCUGGCAGCCACAUCGUAAACCACUUGGUGAGAGCCAAAUGCAAAGAGGUGACUCUGCACAAAGACGGGCCGUUGGGCGAGACGGUGCUGGAGUGCUACAACUGUGGCUGUCGCAACGUCUUCCUCCUGGGCUUCAUACCCGCCAAGGCCGACUCUGUGGUGGUGCUGCUGUGCAGGCAGCCAUGUGCCAGUCAGAGCAGCCUGAAAGACAUAAACUGGGACAGUUCCCAGUGGCAGCCACUGAUCCAGGACCGCUGCUUCCUGUCCUGGCUGGUAAAGAUCCCCUCGGAGCAGGAGCAGCUCCGGGCCCGACAGAUUACCGCCCAACAGAUCAACAAGCUAGAGGAGCUCUGGAAGGACAAUCCAACAGCCACUCUGGAGGAUCUGGAGAAGCCCGGUGUAGACGAGGAGCCUCAACAUGUGCUGCUGCGCUACGAGGAUGCCUACCAGUACCAGAACAUCUUCGGCCCCCUUGUCAAACUGGAGGCAGACUACGACAAAAAGCUUAAAGAGUCCCAGACCCAAGAUAAUAUAACGGUCAGGUGGGACCUGGGGCUGAAUAAAAAGCGGAUUGCCUAUUUCUCCUUGCCCAAGACGGAUUCAGGUGACAUGCGGCUGAUGCAGGGAGAUGAGAUUUGUCUGCGCUACAAAGGAGACCUGGCUCCACUUUGGAAAGGCAUCGGCCAUGUCAUCAAAGUCCCAGACAACUAUGGAGAUGAGAUUGCUAUAGAAUUGCGCAGCAGUGUCGGAGCACCUGUGGAAACAACCCACGACUACCAGGUGGAUUUCGUGUGGAAGUCCACUUCCUUUGACAGAAUGCAGAGUGCCCUGAAGACCUUUGCUGUGGACGAGACGUCCGUGUCAGGCUACAUCUACCACAAACUGCUGGGCCACGAGGUGGAGGAUGUCAUCAUCAAGUGUCAGCUGCCCAAACGCUUCACUGCCCAGGGCCUGCCCGAUCUCAACCACUCUCAGGUGUAUGCUGUGAAGACUGUGCUGCAAAGACCCCUCAGUCUUAUCCAAGGCCCCCCCGGCACUGGGAAAACUGUCACCUCUGCCACCAUAGUGUACCAGCUUGCCAGGCAGGGCAACGGACCCGUGCUGGUGUGUGCUCCCAGUAACAUCGCGGUGGACCAGCUGACUGAGAAGAUCCACAUGUCAGGUCUGAAGGUGGUCCGGCUGUGUGCUAAGAGCAGAGAGGCCAUCGACUCCCCCGUCUCAUUCCUGGCGCUGCACAACCAGAUCCGCAACAUGGACAGUAUGCCAGAGCUGCAGAAGCUGCAGCAGCUGAAGGAUGAGACCGGGGAGCUGUCGUCUGCUGACGAGAAGCGUUACCGGGCCCUGAAGCGCACCGCUGAGCGAGAGCUGCUCACGAAUGCGGAUGUGAUCUGCUGUACCUGUGUGGGGGCAGGAGAUCCACGCCUGGCCAAGAUGCAGUUUCGCUCCAUCUUGAUUGAUGAGAGCACCCAGGCCACCGAGCCAGAGUGCAUGGUGCCUGUGGUCCUGGGUGCCAAGCAGCUCAUUCUGGUGGGAGACCACUGCCAGCUGGGCCCAGUAGUGAUGUGUAAGAAGGCAGCCAAAGCAGGCCUGUCCCAGUCUCUGUUUGAGCGUCUGGUGGUGCUGGGCAUCAGGCCCAUUCGUCUGCAGGUGCAGUACCGUAUGCACCCGGCCCUCAGCUCUUUCCCCUCCAACAUCUUCUACGAGGGCUCCCUGCAGAAUGGAGUCACUGCUGCUGACCGCAUCAAGAAAGGCUUUGACUUCCAGUGGCCGCAGCCAGACAAGCCCAUGUUCUUCUAUGUAACUCAAGGCCAGGAGGAAAUAGCCAGCUCUGGAACUUCCUACCUGAACAGAACUGAGGCGGCCAACGUGGAGAAGAUCACAACCAGGCUGCUGAAGGCUGGGGCCAAGCCUGACCAGAUAGGCAUCAUCACCCCCUACGAGGGCCAGAGGUCCUACCUGGUGCAGUACAUGCAGUUCAGUGGUUCCCUCCAUACAAAACUCUACCAGGAGGUUGAGAUCGCCAGUGUGGACGCGUUCCAGGGCAGGGAGAAGGACUUUAUCAUCCUGUCGUGCGUACGAGCCAACGAGCACCAGGGCAUCGGCUUCCUCAAUGACCCGCGCCGUCUCAACGUGGCCCUCACCAGAGCCAAGUAUGGGGUGAUCAUUGUGGGCAACCCAAAGGCCCUGUCCAAGCAGCCUCUGUGGAACCACCUUCUCAACUACUACAAGGAGCAGAAGGUUCUGGUGGAGGGACCCCUUAACAACCUGAGAGAGAGCCUGAUGCAGUUCAGCAGGCCCCGCAGGCUGGUCAAUGCCAUCAACCCUGGAGCCCGGUUCAUGAGCACUGCCAUGUAUGAUGCCCGUGAGGCCCUCAUCCCUGGGUCUGCCUACGAAGCAGCGCAGGUUAGACGUCCAUCCAACAUGUAUUUCCAAACCCACGAUCAGAUCGGCAUGAUUGGGACUGGGCCAGCCCACAUGGCGGCCAUGAACAUGCCUAUUCCCUUCAACUUGGUGGUGCCCCCCAUGCCUCCGCCAGGCUACCUGGCCCAGGCCAACGGCCCUGCUGCAGGUCGUGGUGGGGUGCUGAAGGGCAAAGCGGGGCGUGGCGGGCGCCAGAGGACCCGCGGCAUGGGGAACCACGGUAGCAGCGGGCAGGCCAACGGGCACAACAGCCAGGCUAGCCAGGACGUAUCUUCCCAGCCCUUCUCCCAGGGGCCACUCACCCAGGGCUACAUCACCAUGAGUCAGCCCUCCCAGAUGAGCCAGCCUGGCCUCUCCCAGCCUGAACUUUCCCAGGACAGUUAUUUAGGUGACGAGUUCAAGUCCCAGAUCGACGUGGCUCUGUCGCAGGAUUCGACUUACCAGGGUGAACGUGCAUACCAACAUGGUGGAGUGACUGGACUGUCACAGUACUAGAGUGUUGUUGGAAGAGGAGCUAGGCUUGAGCUGAGCUUAGUUCAUCAGCAUUUUAAUCUGGGUAAUAAUAAAAACAAAAAAUGGAGACCUGUUUUCCUCUACAACUGAAGCACCACCGUGUGAAAUCAACAGGGGAGAGAAACCAACCAAUCGCGCGAGAGAAAAAACGGAUGGCCAGGAAGAGGGAACGUGUAGGAGUGAGGGACCACUGCCGGCACAUGGGAACGAAAGCGAGAGGAAGACGGUGGCCAGUGGUCGAGCUGUCGUGAGGAAGACGAAACGAGGAACAACUCCCUCCCUCCACAACCCUUUCCCACCUCACAUUCUAACCUCACACCUCUGUCUGAGAAAAUGACCAGUUAUCCAGAGGACCUUGCUCUUUGAUCAGCUAACAGAGAAAGAAAGACAAGUUCUCAAGCAACUUGGCUGGGGGAGCACUUUCCACUAACUCUCGAAAGCGGAUAACAAGAAAGUAGAGGGGGGAGGGUGUGGAACACUUCAAGCAGGCAACAUAGGAAAUCGUCACCUCAAUGUUGAUCACUUGCGGUGUUGAUCUCAGACCUGAAAUCUCAUCAAAUGACCGCAAGAGGAACAGUCUCCAAGAGGAACAGUCUCCAAGAGGAACAGUCUCCAAGAGGAACAGUCUCCAAGAGGAACAGUCUCCAAGAGGAACAGUGGCAGUUCACAUCGUCGUUCAACUUUGAGUUGAAAAUUUUUCUCCGCUAAAGUCUGAUAAUAAAGAACUUUGAAUUGAAAUGCCUUUGAUGGCCUUCGGAACCAUUUGGCUUUUUCAACAGGUCUUUUCAGAAACAGGUGGUUAACUAGAAGUCUGGUGGAGUUGAGUGGCAUGGGGAUAUCAGAGGAAGGUUUCUGAAGUGGUGAGCUCUGGAUCCAAGAGAUCUUUAAUCAUGAGACUAUUUGUUUUUGAAGUACCUUAUUGCAGAGCGCAAAAGGCAAAAAAUAUUUAAUAGAAAAAUGACCAGCAUUGAAGAAUUUUGACUCAAUAUUAUUUGAAGUUGUAGCAAAGGCUUUUUUGAUCUUUUGAAAGGGGGGGGGGGGGUGCAUGAGAUGUCGCCCGCUGUGCUGUUCAGCGGAUAAUAUUCUAUGUUUUAAAUGUUUUUAUGCUUAGAUUGGCAGCGGCUUUGAAUGAAUGCUUUACUUGGGGGAAUUCCUUGUGGAUGUAAGAUCCAUCUGCAUGAACACUGAGCUAUUAAUGGAAACUGAUUUCCACUAUAGUCUACGCACUUUUGUGUUACUAUUGAAGUUGCAAGUGGCUAGGUGUGAAAUACGCUACAUGGACGAAAGUAUGUGGACACACCUUCAAAUGAGUGGAUUCGGGUAUUUCAGCCACACCCGUUGCUGACCGGUGUAUACAGUCGAGCACACAGCCAUGAAAUCUCCAUAGACAAACAUUGGCAGUAGAAUGG